Leptinotarsa decemlineata (Colorado potato beetle) is the source of this 1431-nucleotide messenger RNA. RefSeq names its product NADH-cytochrome b5 reductase 3. Lineage: Eukaryota; Metazoa; Arthropoda; Insecta; Coleoptera; Chrysomelidae. Gene Ontology annotation, molecular function: FAD binding; oxidoreductase activity. Gene Ontology annotation, cellular component: mitochondrion. The record is from RefSeq and is a predicted model, not a curated record.
AAAUAGGUUAUUUAUAUGAAACCACGAUGAAACUUCCAAUAUUUUUGAAGUGAAAGAAUUUAGAUCACGUGAAUAUAAUUUAGUUUAUCGUUCGUUUUUUAUUUGAUAUGGCGAAUUUCGCGAGUGGGGUGAGUCAAAGAUCAACGUGAACACGUUAUGAAUAAUAAUCUUCUAUAAUCUAAAUGAUAGCAAUUUAUAUCACUUGACUAAGAUCAUGAAUUAUUGAGCAGUUAUUGUUGUGUUAUAUAAUAAUGGAAAGCAUAGACAUAAGUCAGAUUUGAGUUUUAGAAAAGUUAUAAAAUGGAUAGAUUUCCAAAGCUUCCUUCACUUAUGGUUUUACCAGUUGCCUUAGGUGUUGGUAUUGUUAUUACAUCAAUAGUAAUAUAUCGAUUAUAUACUUCCAAAUCUACUAAGACCACCAGCAAAGGUAAAAGUAAAAAAAUAUUACUUGUGGACCCACAAGCAAAAUAUCAACUACCUCUGAUUGAGAAAACAAUAAUCAGUCAUGACACAAGAAAUUUCAGGUUUGCUCUGCCAGAAAAGGAUAUGGUCCUUGGUCUUCCGAUAGGGCAACAUAUCCAUUUAUCAGCAACAAUAGGUGAAGAUUUGGUUAUUAGGUCAUACACCCCUGUGUCAUCUGAUGACGAUUAUGGAUAUAUUGAUUUGGUCAUUAAGGUCUACUUCAAGAAUGUUCAUCCAAAAUUUCCAGAAGGUGGUAAGAUGUCCCAAUACGUAGAAUCACUAAAAAUUGGAGAUAAAAUUGACAUUCGUGGUCCUUCGGGCCGGAUUCAAUACAAUGGUCACGGAAAAUUUUCUAUCAAAAAACUCCGAAAAGAUCCUCCUGUUACAAUGAAUGUCAAAAGAGUUAAUCUGAUAGCUGGCGGUGUAGGAAUAACUCCGAUUCUACAAUUAGUUAGGCAUAUUAUGAAAGAUCCAACUGAUAAGACUGAAUGUGCAUUGCUGUUUGCCAAUCAAUCCGAAGAUGAUAUUUUGCUGAGAAAUGAAAUAGAGGAGGUGGCAUGCGUGUUUCCAAACAGAUUUAAAUUUUGGUAUACUUUGGAUAGACCUGCAGAAGGCUGGAAGUACAGUACUGGCUUCAUAAACGAAGAUAUGUUGAGGGAUCACCUGUUUCCACCUUCAGACGAAACCAUAAUCCUGAUGUGUGGUCCUCCACCUAUGAUAAAUUUUGCGUGUUUGCCAAAUUUGGAAAAAAUUGGCCACAGAAAAGAGUUAUGCAUAGCAUAUUAGGUGUCAGGGUUUAUUUAAUUUAUCUGAGAGAACUGUUACUUUGAAAACUUUGUGGGUUUUCAAGCAUUUAUGUUAUCUGUUUUUUUUUGUUGUAUUUUUCAUGGAAAUCACCUUAUGUUACUCCCUCAAAAAAUUAUAUUAUUAUUAAGAUAACUAGAUAAUAAAUGAUCUAAUUAACAGUUA